UUACGCACUACAUUGGCCAAUUAGAACCUUGGUGGGCGGGAUCACCGUGGGCCUGGUUUUCAUGUUUGGUUGCAAAGUGUCGUGCUACUUCCAGGGAGCCCUCAGCCGCCGUGAGAAGUGACUUCCAGCUGAGCCGAGUGGACAUCAGGACGUAUAUCCUACCACACCUCUUCUCCCUGCUCGACUGCUGGAUGCUAUUCGGCAACUGUUUGGAAUUCAUUCUUCGCCUUUAAAUGGAUUUUGAAAACACUUGACCUGGAUAGAGUGCCGGACAAGUGUUGUGAAAAAGCCCGCCGGUUGUGGUGGUCAACUUUUAAAGGAGGUUGGUUGUUUCUGAAAGGGGGGAACCCGACUUAAAGCUACAAUGGAUCAAGCCAGCGGUGGGGAGGAUCCGAAUAAACCCUCUAAAAAGAAAUCCAGCGAGGAUGAGGGUAAAAACAAAAAGCUGAACAUACACAUAAAAACUUUGGCUGAUGAUAUGCGGGAUCGUAUUACCAGUUUCAGGAAAACAGGGAUGAAGAAGGAGAAGCCCCUUAUACAGCACCCAACAGAUCCCCUCUCUACCCAAACUGAACUGCCUGUUCCUCAGCCCCUUUUUGAUGACCGAUCCAUGAACCUUUCAGAGAAGGAAAUUAUUGACCUCUUUGAGAAGAUGAUGGAGGACAUGAACCUGAACGAGGACCGCAAAGCCCCUCUGCGUGGGAAGGACUUGAGCACCAAACGCGAGAUGGUGGUCCAGUACAUCUCAGCCACUGCCAAAUCUGGUGGACUCAGGAACAGCAAGCAUGAGUGUACCCUUUCAUCCCAGGAAUAUGUCCAUGAACUGCGUUCUGGCAUCACGGAAGAAAAGCUGCUCAAUUGCCUGGAAUCCCUCCGAGUGUCUCUCACAAGUAACCCUGUCAGUUGGGUUAAUAACUUCGGUCAUGAGGGUCUUGGCCUUCUCCUGGACGCUCUGGAGAAGCUGCUGGACAAGAAACAGCAAGAGAAUAUUGAUAAACGGAACCAGCAUAAACUCAUCCAGUGCUUGAAGGCUUUCAUGAACAAUAAGUAUGGACUGCAAAGGAUCUUGGGAGAUGAACGAAGCUUGUUGCUGUUGGCUCGAGCGAUUGACCCCAAACAGACCAACAUGAUGACAGAGAUUGUGAAAAUUCUGUCUGCUUUCUGUAUCAUUGGAGAGGAAAACAUCCUGGAUAAGAUUCUAGCUGCCAUGACAAUUGCUGCAGAGAGGAACAAUAAAGAGAGAUUUGCUCCAAUUGUGGAAGGACUGGAGAACCACGAGGCCCAGCAGCUCCAGGUCAGGGGACACACGACACACACGUACACACACACACACACACACACAGUGAAAGGGAGAGAGAAAAAGCAAGAGAAAACUCUUAACAUCACUAUUCUCAACUGUAUGUCUAACUUAUUCCAGGAGCUAAAAGAGACAGAGGAGCUAGACAUCCAGCUAAGGGUGUUCAAUGAGAACAAGGAGGAGGACUCCAUCGAACUCUCCCAUCGCCUGGAUGACAUUCGCGCUGAGAUGGACGAUAUGAAUGAGGUGUACCAUCUCCUGUCCAACAUGGUGAAAGACACUGGCUCUGAGGCAUACUUCCUGUCAAUUCUUCAGCACCUAUUGCUCAUCAGGAAUGACUAUUACAUCAGGCCCCAGUACUACAAGGUGAUAGAGGAAUGUGUAUCUCAGGUGGUCCUGCAUCGCAAUGGAAUGGACCCUGACUUUGGCUACAGUAAAAGACUGGAAGUGGACUUCACCCAACUGAUUGAUCAGUGUGUGGAUAAAGCCAAAGUUGAAGAGAGUGAGCAGAAGGCUGCAGAGUACUCCAAAAAGUUUGAUGAGGAGUUCAGUGCACGGCAGGAGGCCCAGGCUGAGUCUCAAAAGAAGGAAGAAAGGAUCAAAGAGUUGGAGGGGAAGAUACAGGCCCUGGAGUCCCAGAUUGCAGCCGGACCGACUGCACCUGGAGCCCCACCUCCACCUCCGCUACCAGGGGGUGCAGCUGCUCCACCACCUCCUCCACCCCCUCCACCAUCUCCUCCAGCUUCAACCAGUUUUCCUCCUCCACCACUUGCAUUGCCUGUUGUCAAGCUGCCUUAUGGGCUGGAGCAAAAGAAGACCUACAAGCCUGAAACUGUGAUGAAGAGGGUCAACUGGACCAAGAUAGUGCCUCAGGAAAUGGCAGAGAAUUGCUUCUGGAUCAAAGUCAAAGAAGAGAAGUUUGAGAAUCCUGACCUAUUUGCUCAGCUCUCCCUCUGCUUCUCCUCACAGAGCAAAGUGAAAAAAGACAUGAAGGAUGAGACUGACGACAGAAUGCCACAAUUCAAGAAGAAGGCGAAAGAGCUCCGUAUCUUGGAUGCCAAGACGGCACAGAAUCUUUCAAUUUUCUUGGGCUCGUUCCGCCUGCCUUAUGAAGAGAUCCGGGACAUUGUGCUGGAGGUAGACGAGGAAAGACUGAGCGAAUCACUCAUCCAGAACCUGAUAAAGAACCUGCCGGAGCAGAAAGAGCUGAGCGCGCUGGCGGAACUAAAGGGUGAAUAUGAAGAGCUUGUGGAGUCGGAGCAGUUUGGCAUUGUGAUGAGUUCAGUUAAACUCCUACGACCACGACUCAAUGGCAUUCUGUUUAAGCUGACGUUUGAGGAGCAGGUGAACAACAUCCGACCAGACAUCAUGAAUGUGACGUUCGCCUGUGAAGAAGUGAAGAAGAGUGACAGCUUCAGCAAACUCCUGGAGUUGAUAUUGCUGGUUGGCAAUUACAUGAAUGCCGGCUCAAGGAACGCCCAGACGUUCGGCUUCAACGUCAGCUUUCUUUGCAAGCUCCGAGACACUAAAUCCAUCGGUCAUAAUACGACACUUCUUCAUUUCCUGGCUGAGAAGUGUGAAGAGACUUAUCCAGAGAUUUUGAGGUUUCCAGAUGAACUGGAGCACGUGGAGAACGCCAGCAAAGUGUCUGCUGAGAUCUUAAAGACCAGCUUGACCACCAUGGAGCGCCACAUUCAGAGGCUCGAGAACGACAUCGAAAACUUCCCCAAAACAGAUGACCAACAAGAUAAGUUUGUGGAAAAAAUGUCUGGCUUCUGCAAGCAUGCCCGGGAGCAGUAUGAAAAGCUGUCCACCAUGCACAAGAACAUGCAGAAGCUCUACGAGAGCAUAGGCAGUUACUUUGCCUUUGACCCCCAUUCAGUCAGUGUGGAGGAUUUCUUCGGAGACCUGGCCAACUUCCGCAUCCUCUUCAUGGAAGCAGUGAAGGAGAACCACAAGAAGAGGGAGAUGGAGGAGAAGAUCAAGAGAGCCAAGCUGGCGAAGGAGAAAGCAGAGCGCGAGAAGCAGGAGCGCCAGCAGAAGAAGAAGCAGCUGAUUGACAUGAACAAAGAAGGAGACGAAACUGGUGUAAUGGAUAGUCUAAUGGAAGCUCUACAGUCCGGAGCAGCCUUCCGUGAUCGACGAAAACGGACACCACGCAACGGUGAUCAAAGCCCUUCCAGUCCAGGCUCUCGGUGGCCGGGUGCUAACUAUGGUAACAGAACUCUAGACAACCGCCGCGCAGUCCUGGAAAGGUCUCGUUCGCGCCACAACGCAAAUCACCAAGCUCGAUGAUCACCCGCGCCUACCACAAGACGCUAGAUAAGUGCCAAAGAGGCCUGCGAGGAGGAGACGUGGAAGACAUCUGAAGGAGGGACGGACCACCCCUCACUGUGGCACACUCACACUCAAACACACACACACAGCACCAAGUAUGGAACAAAAAUGCCUGAAGAAGCUACGCAGAACUGAAGAGUUCGACAUUCAAUUAUCAUGCCAUUCAUCUGAUGCCUUACAUAUUUAUUCAAUAUUUUCUCAUUACUUUUCAUGUUCGUGUCCUCCCUACAUGGUUUGAUUUAAAAAAUGCUACUGCUUUAUAAAAUGAAUGGCUCUCAUUGUCUGAAAAUCCAUUUAAAUUCUUGCAAGUCUUCUACUUUAAUCCUUUUAUAAUCAGCGUACUACAUAGUUUUCACACGAAACAUGCAUUGAACAUUGCAGUAAAUCAAAACAUGGACAUUCUGCCAAGAGGGACUGCAAAGUAGUGUUCGCUUAUCCUGAAGAACAUACCGUGCACCGUUUAUUCAGCAAACAGUGGGGCAGCUGUCCUUUAAUGGAAGACAGGGAUUCGACACCCACGUUGGCAGGAAUUCAACCUGCUGACAUUUUCUCCAGCACUGAACUCCUAACCGAAGAGGGAGUAGCUGUUUGAAAUGUUGUUUUUUUUUCCCUCUGUCAAUCCCUCCUUCAACUGACAUCAAGACAAUUUUCAGUAGUAAAUUUAAAACAAGUCCCCAUGAAUCACUUCACUGCAUAUCCCACGAAGCCACGAGAGCCGGCCCCUGUCUACACCAAUAUCUCAACGCAUGUGACUCAUGGAUCUUGAAACUGUAAUCUCCAUUUUGACAAGAUGCAUUUUAUUUUUAGUUGUGUAACAUCUAACCAAUGCCUUCGGGUGCUGAUCUCUGUCCCAAGGUCGCUUUUGCUGUUAACAUGAGAGACUGACACAUUUUUAAAUGCAUAUAACUGCCUGCAGGAACUAACGUGAACUCUUUGACCUUUCCUGUGGUCGCACAGGUUUUCAGUGGGGGGGACACAUGACAAUACGAAAGUAUUACAGUAUUUUCAUUAAUAAUCUAUUUCAAUCUGUGUAUUACUUUUUUUUUUUUUUUUUUUUAAGAUGAGGGCUCUAAAAAAAGCAGUCCAGCAAUUAUUAAUCUGUCUAGAGACUAGUGGUGAUAAGUUUGCUCCACUCACAAUUCCCAAAGCAUAUUUUCAAUAGAUUUUUUUUCUCCCAUUGGGUUUUCAAAACAUUAAUAUAAUACGCUUUGUAUAAAAACUAGAAUCUCCACUAAAGAACACAUUUUUAACAUGUGUAAUUAAUAUAAUUCUAAAUUAUUUAUAAUAUAAUUAAAAACAAAAUAUGAAAUGUUUUAGGUUUUACAUGCAGCACACGUUGAUUUAAAUAAACCCUUUGGGGAGAAAAAAAAAAAGCAUUUAAAAUCUGCUCGGGGAACUCAUGGCUCAAAAAUGGUUUUGAGACUACAAACUUUACGACUCUAUUAAAAACCCUGUUUCCUGGUGGAGUGCAUGACACCACCUCCUACCUGCAGAAAUCACCUGAUGCUUGGUGUUUGUGUACGAGACAGUUGAAACUUCACUGUAAGCUUUGUUUCUCUGUAUGGACCCGCUGUCGCACAGCUUCACGUGAACUAUUUAUUCAUAUAUUCAUGCCUGGGGCCGCCCUGUCCCCUCACUUCCCUCAGCUGUAAGCAGUUGCUACUAAAUACAACCACUGAAUCCGCAUUGAGACUGGGCGCGACCAGAAUAAUCAACUGAGGGGCACAGCAGACAAGAUGAUGCUUGUCUUAGCAAGUGAGUCUCUUAACACCCUCCGAUUCCCCAGCACUAAUGGCAUAAGUGACCCUUUUUCCAUCACAUAAGUUACUUUACUAACACUAUAACUCAGCUUGAGGCAUUGUGUGUUUGGGUGUUUCUGUCCGGACAAGUGUAUACGUGUGUGUGUGUGCGUGCGUGUGUGUGUGUGUGUGUGUGUGUGUGUGCGCACCAUGCCAGCUCAGUAGUCACAACAGGAACCCGGGCAAAAUAGGAUUGCGACUCCUGGACUGAAUAGGUGGAGAUUUUUCAUUUAAACAAUCUGCCAGUGCUGCUUAUGAUGUGUCUGUUUCAUGAUGCUUCCUCUCCCAGCCCGCAUGCUUCUAAAAAUGCAAUUUUACACAUCAUCUCGGCUCAAGGUGCACCCACAAUGCUCUGAGAAGUCUGCAUAUUUAAGAAGACAAUAAUUCUCCUCUGAAUAUAAGGUUUGAGCAGUCAUAGAGAGAAAGCAGAGAGAAUGAGUUUUCUGCAUAAGGGAUUGUGCGUUGAUAGGAGUUUCCAGGACUUGUUGUACACAGCAGAGAUAGAGAAGUGCCGUCAAAGCAGCGAUUUCCUCCUUCUGAUCGCUACUCGCCCCUUCAUCCUCUGAUAUCCGUACGAUUAUAGACAUAAAAUGAAGAAGGAAACCUGUUUUUUAAUAGUUUUUUUAAUAACAAUUCUCCACCAACACCUAUAUCUGAUGGUGUUUUCUCCCUUUCUAAUUGGAUAUUGUAUUCUUACUAAAACAAGUGGUUUGUGGUUGAUAGUGACAGUGUCUGUUUCUUGAUUAAUUUGACAAAAAAAAACAAAAAACCUUAGAUUAUCUUUCACAUGUGCCAACUUUUUUUUUUCCUUUUUUUUCUUUUUUGGAUAAACAGAGUUCUCAGAUCUUUGAAACUAUGAAAAAGAUUGUACAGACAUAUAAACUUUUUAACAUUUUUAUUUUAUCCAUUGUUUGAUAAACAUCGAUCCAGUUAAGAACUGUCAUUCAACGUAGGAGAUUUGAUGUGAUUCUGAUAGUCGUGGUAUUUCGUAUCUGAAACGCUCAUCCAUCUUUUGUAAGAUGCAAUUUGUUUGGAGAAACAAACUUUUUUAACGAUUCCAUUGUGUUGAGCUACAAGCUACGGUGUUAGCCAUUGUAGAAGUUCCACAUCAUGCAUUUCCCUGCCACAGUGAUAACUGUGAUCAUUCUGUCGUUUAAAUGAUGCAACACAAAACUAAAUAGCAAGAUUGCAUCAUAAAUCCUCCGGUUUUAGCAGACCGAAAGGCUGGAAAGCUGUAGCUGAAGACAUUAUUUUAAUUACAAAAGAAACUUCUACAAUGACAACAUUCCUCAUUAUCCCUGUAAGUGAUUGUUGUAAUUUUCCUCCCAUCUCAUCUUUUAGGAUAAUCAGAGUUGUGUGUUUUUUAUAGAAAAUAGCAAAAGAGUGUCAGGUCAAAAGGACCUGAACUGGUACAUCAUUUUAGUGUGGAAAACAGCCCAUCAUCCCAUCAUCUUAUCGCUUGUAACUAAUGAACCUCAGCUGAUGAUAUGACUUGUGCUCAUGGUAAUUGUAAGAUUGAGGAGGCAGGGGUAUGAAAGAUUCCUCAGCAACUGUAAAGGUGCCAUUCAUGUGGUGGCUGGUGGCAAGCGCUUAAAGCAAGAGAAAAGUUUGCAACGUUACUUACACUCACUGCAAUGCACUUUACCUCGCAAGAUAUUCUGCUCAGGCAGAAAAGAUUUGUCUAAGAUUCGUAAAUACAACAUUGCCACUAACAGAGUGAACUAUUUGCAAAGUAUUUCUUUUAGUAAAUAGUUCCCAGCUGCCACAUAUCCUACUUUGUUAGUGCUUACUAUUGAUUUGUGCAAGACCAAUUGCGGCUGAAUCAACAAGCAAUGCUCCUAAACAAACCCUGUCCGACCACAGUGUGUAAGCUGCCAUAUCCCUGCCUACCUUCCUUGUUGUCACUGAGUAUGUUUUAAUGUCUUAAGAAACAUUUAUAUUUGUAACAUUUUAAGUUUAUUUGUAUCCUUAGGAACAUGAAAAAAAAAAAAAAAAAAGCAAAAUGGUUAUGCACAUUGUCCUUCCAUAGACUAUGUAAUGGGAUAUGAUACUAAAUAAUAACCACUUUGUUAUAUAAACGGAUUUCUGAAAGAUA
Molecule: messenger RNA, 7528 nt
Organism: Stegastes partitus (bicolor damselfish)
Lineage: Eukaryota; Metazoa; Chordata; Actinopteri; Pomacentridae
Gene: diaph2
Product: diaphanous-related formin 2
Exons: 29
Coding region: 365-3592 (1075 amino acids)
Biological process (GO): actin filament polymerization; actin cytoskeleton organization
Cellular component (GO): actin filament
Molecular function (GO): actin binding; small GTPase binding
Source: RefSeq, a predicted model, not a curated record